GACGUCGCGGUGUCUUUUUUUAAAUAUAAUUUUAUUUUACAAUUUAUUUACUUAUUUAUUUGUUAAAGUAAUUGCUAGUUGUAAUGGCGUUCUCUCAGUCACUAGACCUGGACGAGAGCGCCUUGCGUGAGCUGGAACAACAUUUGGUUGUUGCGCCGCCAGCAGCUGCAGCCGGGCUGCCAAAAGUCAACUCAAGCCGGGACCAUUUUUCCGAGUAUUUUCAGGACGAAUUUUCCUAUGUGUCAAAUCUGGCAGAUAAUAAGGAGGCCACGUCGAUUUUUGACGGCCAGAUUUGCAUCGAUGACAUAUGCUCUGAAGCUGAGGAGCCGAAUAAUCUGGAUCAGAGCAGCUUUUUGUGUCCCGUCAAAGACCAGGAGUCCUCCAGGCAGUUUGUGGAGGAUUUACAGUUUAGCCGCACAAUGGCCAUGACAGAAGCAGCCGGGGAAACUACUAUGAUAACACAGAAUCUUAGCAAAAUGUCGCCCAAUCAGCUGCAGCUGUCGCCGACCCAGCGAAACGCAAGCAUCCGCGAGGCAAGCAUCCGCGAGGCAGUCAGUGAAAGCAGCCUUGUACCCGUGGACUUGGAAGCACUCAAGUCGCUCGCUGCAUGGAAUCUGCCACACAGUAUCCUGUCCGAGUACAAGAGGAAGGGCGUUGUGCAAAUGUUUGACUGGCAGGCCGAGUGCCUGAGCAAGCCGCGCGUCGUCUUUGAGCAUUGCAAUCUGGUCUACUCGGCGCCCACGUCGGCGGGCAAGACGCUCGUCAGUGAGAUUCUACUGCUGAAAACGGUUCUGGAACGGAACAAGAAGGUGCUGCUCAUUCUGCCCUUCAUCUCGGUGGUGCGCGAGAAGACAUUCUACCUGCAGGAUCUGCUGACGCCCGCUGGCUACCGUGUGGAGGGAUUCUUCGGCGGCUACACACCACCCGGUGGCUUUGACAGCAUAAAUGUCGCGAUUUGCACGAUUGAAAAGGCCAAUUCCAUAGUCAACAAGCUGCUGGAGCAGGGCAAGUUGGAUGUCAUUGGCUGCGUGGUGGUGGAUGAAGUGCAUCUCAUAUCGGAGAAGGGUCGCGGCUACAUUCUGGAGCUCUUGCUGGCCAAGAUCCUGUACAUGUCGCGCAAGAAUGCCCUGCAGAUCCAAGUGAUUACCAUGUCGGCCACGCUGGCCAAUGUGGAACUCCUCCGUCGCUGGCUGGACGCCGAAUUGUACAUCACUAACUAUCGUCCAGUGGCGCUGCUGGAGAUGAUCAAAGUGGGCACCAAAAUCUAUGACCAGCACCUGGAAUUUCAGCGUGAUGUGUCCAAGGAGUCGUUGGUGCCAUGCCUGAGCAACGAUCCGGAUCAUGUGGCCCAGCUGUGCAUCGAAACACUGCUCGAGGGCUGCUCCGUCAUUGUGUUCUGCCCAUCGAGGGACUGGUGCGAGAGCCUUGCCGUGCAGCUGGCCACAGCCAUUCGCGGUCUCCUUCAAUCCGGCACUGAACUGAGCGGACGCCUUCGUUCCAAUCUCAAUCCAGAGGCCAUUAAAGAUGUGAAGCAGCAGCUGAGGGAGAUUCCCACAGGACUCGAUGACACCAUGGCCAAGGCCGUUACCUAUGCCUGCGCCUUCCACCAUGCCGGACUAACCACAGAAGAGCGCGACAUUGUUGAGGCCUGCUUCAAGGCUGGCGCCCUGAAGGUUCUCGUGGCCACAAGCACACUCAGUUCGGGUGUCAAUCUGCCCGCGCGACGCGUCAUCAUACGCUCCCCGCUCUUUGGCAAGAGCCAAAUGAGUUCGCUCACGUAUCGCCAGAUGAUCGGACGAGCUGGACGCACGGGCAAGGAUACGCUGGGCGAGUCCAUACUGAUUUGCACGGAAUCGAAUCAAAGGGUGGGCAGGGAAUUGGUCCAAGCGCAGCUGCAACCCAUUUCUUCGUGUCUUGGAAUGGAUGAGAGCACGCAUCUAAAACGCGCGCUGCUGGAGGUUAUAUCUUCUGGUGUGGCCAGCACCAGACAGGAAAUUGAAAGCUUCGUCAACUGCACUCUGCUGAGUGCUGAAAAGGCCAUGGCCAAGCAGUCCGAAGAGCAACAGGAGCAGGAGCAGGACUCCGACUCGCAAUUCAUUGCCGAAGCACUGGACUUUCUCAUUGAAUACGAGUUCAUUCGCCAUCAAGUGGAUGAGGAUGUUGGGACAGCGAACUAUGUGGCCACUCGGCUGGGAUCCGCCUGUUUGGCUUCGUCCAUGCCGCCCGCCGAUGGCCUCAUUCUGUUUGCAGAGCUGCAGAAAUCAAGACGCUCCUUUGUGCUGGAGACUGACCUGCAUGCGGUGUACCUUGUGACUCCCUACUCAGUGUGCUACCAGCUGCAGGAUCUCGACUGGCUGCUGUACCUCGACAUGUGGGAGAAGCUCAGUCCAUCGAUGAAGAAAGUGGGCGAGCUGGUGGGCGUCAAGGAGGCGUUCCUCAUAAAGGCAAUGCGAGGCCAAAGCAAGCUCCUCGACAAUAAGCAGAUGCAAAUACACAAGCGCUUCUACACGGCUCUGGCCCUGCAAGAACUAGUCAAUGAGACGCCCAUCAAUGUGGUGGCCCACAAGUUCAAGUGCAAUCGCGGUGUGCUGCAGGGACUGCAGCAAAUUUCCUCAACUUUUGCCGGCAUUGUGACGGCCUUUUGCACUUCGCUGCAGUGGUCCAACAUCGCCCUGAUUGUGUCGCAGUUCAAGGACAGACUGUUCUUUGGCAUACACAGAGAUCUCAUUGAUCUGAUGCGGCUGCCAGACCUCUCACAGAAGCGUGCGCGUGCCGUCUAUGAUGCUGGCUUUACCAGCGUCGUGGAAUUAGCUAGUGCCGAUGCUCUCGUGCUCGAGAAAGUCCUUUACAACUCUCUCAGCUUUGACUCGGCCAAGCAGCACGACCACGAAAAUUCCCACGAGGCGGCCAAGCGGAAUAUGAUUAGAAAUGUCUUCAUUACCGGCAAGGCGGGCAUGACUGUGGCAGAGGCUGCCAAGCUGCUGAUUGAUCAGGCGCAAAAACAUCUGCAGCAUGAGAUUGGAGUGGGCAGCAUUAAGUGGUCACAGAAUCGAAUGGAGAACAAGUCAGCAGAUAGCGGCAUGGAGGUGGAGUUGCACAUGUCGCUGGAGGAAGAGCAAGCGCAGCAAAUGCGGCAAACUAAACGAAAAUCGACAGGCGAAGAAGAAGGAAAUGUAACGCCACCGAAGAUAACGAAAGUGACUCCCCCGGGAGUCGUCAACGUUACCAAAAACACGACACAAAAACCGAUAGAGAAGCCCAAGACAAUGGCAGAAGAGAAAGGAUCAGUAAAUGCUACAAAAGUGACGCCAAAGAAAACUGUAGAUCCGAGCAAGGACGUGCCACAGAGUGCAACAGCCGCUGCCCAUUCCGAUACCCACAAAGCUAAGAUCAUCCCAAAGGGAGUCCCCACAGAGGUACUGAAAGAAAACUUAAAUCCCAAAAAAGUACAAAGAGAAACCCCCAAAACGAACGUGAAAUCCCCACAAACCCAAGACAAACAAUAUGAGAAUACUCCCAUGAUGACACGACGGAAAUCAUUAGAACUGAAUAAGUUAAAGGCGCUGCAGCCAGUACCUGUCGCCUCAACGAACACACCAAAAACUAACAACAUGCCAAAGGCAGCAACAAACGCUUCCCAUUUGGGUACGCAAAAAACUAGCAAUAUCCCGAAAGGAGUCCCCACUGAGGUACUGAAAGAAAACUUAAAUCCCAACAAAGUACAAAACCAAACAGCCAAAACGAACGCGAAAUCCCCUCAAACCAAGGACACUCAAUCUGUAAAUACUCCGCGACUGACACAACGCAAAACAUCAGAAAUCCUUGAGCAAAAGGUAGUGAAGCCAGCAUCUGUCGCCUCAAAGAACACAUCAAAAACUAGCAACAUCCCAACGGCAGUGAGCCCCGGAGUGCUGCGGGAAAACUCGUAUCGUGUGCCUCAUCAAAAAGUGCAAAAUGAAACACCCAAUAAAUCUAUGCGCCCCGAGCGUGGGAUAGACAAUCGAUCAGCAGAUACACGACGUACAGCAAAGGAUUACUUAGAAGAAAGAUCCCCAAGGAGCAGUUGUGUGCCCGAAAAGCGGACGAUGCCACGUCGGUGUACAGUGGAUUUCAAUGGCCAAAAGGAAAAUAGAAAUUAUUCUCCGCCCAGCACAAGUAAAGCUCAACGCGAAGAGCUACAGAAAAAACAAACUGAGGAGAACCGUCGCAUUGCACUCAUGAAGUUAAACCAGAGACGAGACAAGCUGCAGGCCGCGCAGACGACUCCCCUUGUAAAUGGAAAGCUGCGCGCUGUAAUAAGCAGCAGGGAUCCACGUUUGAAUAGAGUUUAUGACACUCAAAUUGCGACCCAAAAAGCACAGUCCCCCGCUAUCAAACCAUCCUUUGUGGAGGAGGAUAUCUUUAUGGGCGACGAUUCCUUUCUGAUGAGCACUGGUGUGACUGCUGCUCUCACAGCCGCUGAGUGUAAGCAAACUGUUGUUCCCACUUCGAACUCGGAGGCGGAUGAGAUACCCAGCUCGCAACCGAGGGAGGAGGAAGGCACACAUGCCUCAUCACCGCAUAGUUCCAGGUUCAUUCGUUCGAUGCGCUCGCAGCGCUUGCAAAGUCCAAGAUCAAUGGCAAGUUCUAGUGGGACAGCAAGAAGCACGCCGAGCUCUGGAUCAUUUUUAAGUUCAGCUAAGAUCUCGCCACAUGUGCCAACGAUUGUCCCAACGAAUGGAACCUCCCACGCGGAACUCUCCGAAGUGUCCAACGGCGCUGGGAUGGUCUCGACUGAGCUUCAACUUUCCAACAUGACCCUGGAAAACUCUUUGCUGAAGCAUCCCGAACAGCUGAAUGCCUCGCACAUCCUCAGCUACUCGGAAGCGGAUGACAAAGCGCUUAGCUUAGACAGAAUUGAGAUAACCGACAUUUGCGGCAAUCGUGAGUUGUUCCAAUUGGCGCUCAACGAACUGCAGGCUGCCUCGCGCUGUGGCUUCAGUGUAUGCCUUCAAGCGCAGGCGGGCAAGGCAAAGCCACUGAUCGGAGCCAAUCUGCUGAUCAAUCAGUUGGCAGCGGCCAAGCAGCGUGAAGCAGCUGCAGGCAAACCGGCGCUCUUCCAGGUGGAUGAUGGCAGAUUCAUAGCAGGCGUGGCAUUCUGCCUAGCCGACAAUGUUGUCUACUAUAUGUGCAUGCAGGAGGAGGGCACUGAAAUCCCCACCAGCCUCAAAGUGCAGGAGCUGUGCCAGUUAUUGAAUCGCCCAGAACUCUCGCUCCUCGUGCAUGAUGCUAAGGAACAGAUGAAAGCGUUGUUCCAUGGCGUGCCUGAGCUGCACAACAUCGCAGCUAAGGUGGAGGAUCCCAAGGUGGCCAACUGGCUGCUGCAGCCGGAAAUCUCAAUCAGCUUUAAAAAUAUGUGCCAGCAGUUUGCGCCCGAGUGCACGGCUCUGGUCGAGCUCUGUGGCAGCGGGCGCGGCUACAGCAGCCAUGGACUUGAUACCUCCAGCGCCAUACUGCCCAAGUUGCGUGCAUCAAUAGAGGCCUGCGUCACCGUGCACAUACUCAAAGGGCAGCUGGAGGUUCUGGAGAGAACUGGUCAACUGGCAAGCAGCUUCAGAGACGUGGAAAUGCCCAUUCAACUUGUACUCUGCAAAAUGGAAUGCUACGGCUUUCCGGCCAAGCAGCAACGCAUGACCAGGCUGGUGAAAUACAUGCUGGACAGUUUGAAGAAGGUGGAAAAGAAGAUCUAUGCCAUGCAUGGCUCGUACUUCAAUUUGGGCUCCACGCAGGCCGUUGCCAACGUGCUGGGACUUCACAAGAAGCCAACCGGUCGCGUGAGCACUUCUCGUCAAGUUCUGGAGAAGCUGGGCUCGCCCAUAUCCGAGCUAAUACUCGAUCAUCGAAAGUUGAGCAUGCAAAUAGACAAGUGCAUGCAGCCGCUGAUUAAAUGCUGCGUCGCAAAUCGAAUCCAUGGCCACAGCAUAACUUACACAGCCACGGGACGCAUAUCCAUGAGUGAGCCAAAUCUGCAGAAUGUGGCCAAGGAUUUUGACAUUCGAAUGGGAUCGGAAGUGGUGCUUAUUUCCCCUCGAUCAGUGUUCAAGUGCAUUGACGAGAAGCGCUGCCUGCUAUCCGCGGACUACUGUCAGUUGGAGAUGCGCAUUUUGGCACAUUUAUCGGAGGACAAAGCUCUGGUUUCGGUGAUGAACUCACCGCAGGAUCUAUUUACGGCCAUUGCUGCCCACUGGAACAAAAUAUCGGAGGCAGAAGUCACCGAAAAAAUGCGCAGCGGCACCAAGCAGAUUUGCUAUGGAAUUGUUUAUGGCAUGGGCAUGCGGAGCUUGGCCGAUGCUCUGCAAUGCACAGAGUCGGAGGCGCAACUGACAUGUGAGCAGUUCCACCAGGCCCAUCCAGACAUCAGAGCAUACACGGACAAAGUGCUGAGGUUCGCCCGAGCAGAGGGCUUUGUGGAGACCAUAACGGGUCGAAGGCGUCACCUCGACCACAUCAAAAGUGGCGAACAAAAUCUAAUAAAGCAAGCCGAACGACAGGCCAUAAAUACAACCAUCCAAGGAUCAGCGGCGGACAUUGCCAAGAAGGCAAUGCUGGACAUGGAGAAGAACGUCGGUCGUUACUGGGAUAAGCUCGGUGUGGAGGAGAAUUCCAUCAAAUUGGUUCUACACAUUCACGAUGAACUGAUCUAUGAGGUACCCGAAGCCAAGGCCAAGAAAAUUGCCAAACUUCUCCGUCUGACCAUGGAGAACGUUGGCAAAGGGAAGCUGAGUGUGCCGCUGAAGGUCAAAGUUAAAAUGGGUCCAAGUUGGGGGGAAAUGCAAACAAUUCAAUGACGCAUACAAAGGUUGUGAUUAUUUAAGGUUUUUUGCCUGUUUAUAGAAAUUGUAAAUUAAUAAAUUGUAUUCAUAUUUA
This is a messenger RNA of Drosophila subobscura, 6906 nucleotides long. It is a transcript of the gene DNApol-theta, whose product is annotated as DNA polymerase theta. The record is from RefSeq and is a predicted model, not a curated record. Bases 84 to 6827 code for a protein of 2247 amino acids. Gene Ontology annotation, biological process: double-strand break repair via alternative nonhomologous end joining; DNA-templated DNA replication. Gene Ontology annotation, molecular function: DNA binding; ATP binding; DNA-directed DNA polymerase activity. The transcript is spliced from 7 exons. Lineage: Eukaryota; Metazoa; Arthropoda; Insecta; Diptera; Drosophilidae.